UGACUGUUGUCGUCGUAUUCCUCAUUCUGUACCUCCUCUAUCCUGACCGGGCUAUCGGUACCAGGGCAAGACCUGACCUCCCCGGUCCGCGUGGCUUGCCUUUCCUUGGGAACCUUUUGCAAGUUCUUCCAGCUGUCCGUGCUCAUCGCAUUCUCGAGCUUGACCUUGCAUGGUUCGGGAAGUACGGGAAGUUCUUCAGCCUCACAAUGCCUGGUGUGGGUCGUACGAUCUUCCUCUGUUCUCCAGACUCCGUCGAACAUAUACUGAAAACGAACUUUGAGAACUACGAGAAAGGUUGUGUCUUCAACUCCAAUUUGAAGGCCCUUUUAGGCGAUGGUAUUUUCAAUGUCGACGGACACGCGUGGAAGACGCAGAGGAAGGUUGCCAGUUAUAUUUUCACAGCAAGGGCGUUCAAGACUGUUAUUGCACAAGUCUUUGAAUCAGAGACGAACCGAGUCAUUGAUAUCCUUCGACAGCACGCGCAUACCAACCCUGACGUUCCUUUAGACUUGCAAGCACUAUUCUAUCGCUUCACAUUGAACUCCUUCAGCUUAAUUGCAUUUUCGAAGGACCUCCAUCUCCUCGAUGAUCUGGAGAAACCAGUGGAAUUCUCUGAAGCUUUUGAUUAUGCUCAGGAGACUUGCGGUGGUCAUUUUACGAAACCUUACUGGAAGUACUGGGAACGCUUUACUUCUCGCGGUCGCAAGUUCGAGAAGAUGUGCAAGGUGAUUGACGAAAUGACGUAUUCCAUCAUCAAUGAGAAGAAGAACCAACCGAAGUACGAUACACCGCCGAAAGCGGGCACUAAGGACCUCAUGGACCUCUUCAUGGAAUAUCGCGAUGAAGAGGGCAACGCCUUGAACGAGAAAGAGCUCCGCGAUAUCAUGCUGAACUUCAUUCUCGCCGGCAGGGACACCACCGCCAACGUCCUCACUUGGAGUGUCCACUUGCUCCUGCUCAACAAGGAGACUGCUUCCCUUCCCUCCCCUGUCACGUACGACACAAUCCGCCAACACACCUACGCUUACGCAACCCUUUAUGAAACCCUCCGCUUGCGGCCCAGUGUGCCCAGGAACAGGAAACUCGCACUCAAAGAUGACAUCGUCCCAUGCGGCGUCCAGAACGUCCUCGUCAAAGCCGGUGAUAGUGUCAUGUGGAUUCCGUGGGCUAUGGGUCGCCAAACGGAUAUCUGGGGCGACGACGCUCUCGAGUUCAAACCUACACGCUGGCUCGAACCGGAGACGAGCAAGUUAAAGGCCAUUUCCCCGUACCAGUCUAUUGCAUUUCAUGCGGGACCUCGUCAGUGCCUUGGGAAGGUGUUUGCAGAGCAGGAGGCUUUGAGGAUGUUGUUGCCGAUGACGAGCGGGUUUGAAUUCGAAAGGGUUGGAAGUGCUGACGUGGGCUACGAAAAGAGUCUAACUCAUCCCAUGAGGGGUGGGUUAUGGGUCAAGGUCAAGGAGAGAACAUGAUUUGUGAUGUUUCUCUGCUCGUCCGAAAAUGAGGCUCGCAUGCAUCUGUUCUUCCCGCGCCGCAUGUGUUAUACGAAGUAUGGAUACCUACCUUGUACCCAGACUCGAGCACACAGGAUGAAAUAUUAGCACAGAAGUUACCGCGGCUAUCAAGAUUACCAUUACUAAGUUUACCGUCUAAAACAACAUACGCUCUUCCCGAGACUCCUACACUGUCGGAUAUACAAGGA
This is a messenger RNA of Saitoella complicata NRRL Y-17804, 1699 nucleotides long. Its product is annotated as putative P450 oxidoreductase. The transcript has a single exon. Bases 207 to 1469 code for a protein of 420 amino acids. The record is from RefSeq and is a predicted model, not a curated record. Lineage: Eukaryota; Fungi; Ascomycota; Saitoellomycetes; Saitoellales; Saitoellaceae. Gene Ontology annotation, molecular function: iron ion binding; monooxygenase activity; oxidoreductase activity, acting on paired donors, with incorporation or reduction of molecular oxygen.